AGGGGGGAUUAGUGUAUGUGUCUUCCUAGUUGCCCCUAUAAAAGUCAGCAGGAGAGAACCAUUCCCAUAUACCCAAGGCCCUCUCUCCUGCACCCUGGCUUUGGGCUCUGAGCUCUGAGCUGUGGCUUCUGUUCUCUAGGACAUGGCAGGCCCCACCACCAUCAUCACCAGCCUCCUUCUCCUGGUAUUUUGUACACAUUGCAUCAUCCCCACAGACUCUGUGACCAUACCCUCUUCUUGCUGUAUGUCCUUCGUUCCCAAGAAAAUUCCAGAAAAUUGAGUGAUUAGUUACCAGUUAGCCAAUGGCAGUGUCUGCCCCAAAGCAGGAGUGAUGUAA
Molecule: messenger RNA, 337 nt
Organism: Nannospalax galili (Upper Galilee mountains blind mole rat)
Lineage: Eukaryota; Metazoa; Chordata; Mammalia; Rodentia; Spalacidae
Gene: Ccl24
Product: C-C motif chemokine ligand 24
Exons: 2
Biological process (GO): immune response
Cellular component (GO): extracellular region
Molecular function (GO): chemokine activity
Source: RefSeq, a predicted model, not a curated record